Molecule: messenger RNA, 1155 nt
Organism: Mycotypha africana
Lineage: Eukaryota; Fungi; Mucoromycota; Mucoromycetes; Mucorales; Mycotyphaceae
Exons: 5
Coding region: 1-1155 (384 amino acids)
Cellular component (GO): Golgi apparatus
Molecular function (GO): antiporter activity; GDP-mannose transmembrane transporter activity
Source: RefSeq, a predicted model, not a curated record
AUGGGUGACUCGAAAGGUGAAUAUAGAGUGGUCAUUGACCAAGAAUUUGAUGAGCAACAAAGACAACGUGACCAAUCUCCAAUACGAUCUCCACAGCAAAGCACUGUUGUUGCCACAUCGAAAGUUCAACUAUCUCCAGCAGUAAGAGCAGCACUUCCCAUCGCUAGUUACUGUUUUGCUUCCAUUCUUAUGACAGUUACCAAUAAAUACGUGCUAAGCGGAUAUGAUUUCAAUAUGAACUUUUUAUUGUUAACUGUUCAGAAUUUGGUGACAGUGAUGUUAUUGCAAUCGUUCAAGUUCCUCAACCUUAUUAAAUUCCGUGAAUUUGAUAAAGAUGAAGCGCGUAAAUGGUUACCCAUUGCCGGCUCAUUGGUUGCCAUGAUCUACACUGGUUCAAAAGCUUUACAGUUUCUUCGAAUUCCUAUUUAUACUAUUUUUAAGAACCUGACAAUUAUUUUGAUUGCUUAUGGUGAAGUCCUUUGGUUUGGUGGUAAAGUAACUAAUAUGAUGUUGAGUGCUUUUGGUUUGAUGGUGCUUUCAUCAGUCAUUGCAGGUUGGGCAGACAUCAGUGAAACUUUAGGUCAAAUUGUGCAAUUGGAUACAACUUUUGUUGGUUAUUUCUGGAUGGCAACCAAUUGUCUUGCUUCAGCCGCAUUUGUACUCUACAUGCGUAAAAGAAUCAAACUCACCAAUUUCAAGGAUUUCGAUACUGUUUUCUACAAUAAUAUCCUCUCUAUCCCACUUUUGAUCAUUCCCAGCUUUAUCUUUGAAGACUGGAGUGCUGAGGGAUUAGCCAAGAAUUUCCCUGCCGAAGUUCGCCAGUCAAUGAUCAUUGCCAUGGUCUUUUCUGGUGUCUCUGCUUUUGCUAUGUCCUAUGCGUCUGCAUGGUGUGUUCGUACAACAUCCUCAACUACUUAUUCAAUGGUCGGCGCUUUGAAUAAACUACCAAUUGCUGCUUCUGGUAUUUUGUUUUUUGGUGAUCCUGCUACCUUCGCUAAUGUCACUGCCAUUAUUGUUGGCUUCAUUGCUGGUUUGGUAUAUUCUGUUGCUAAAACGCUUGCAAAUAAGGCACCUGCUAAUAAUAAGGAAAUUAUUCCCAUGUCAUCCUCCAGUCAAAGUGCAUCCGAUGCUGUUAAGGAUCAUGGUAAACCAUAG